Messenger RNA from Nycticebus coucang (slow loris), 2505 nucleotides. It is a transcript of the gene F2R, whose product is annotated as coagulation factor II thrombin receptor. Bases 327 to 1610 code for a protein of 427 amino acids. The record is from RefSeq and is a predicted model, not a curated record. NCBI's taxonomy places the organism in Eukaryota, Metazoa, Chordata, Mammalia, Primates, Lorisidae. Gene Ontology annotation, biological process: positive regulation of blood coagulation; thrombin-activated receptor signaling pathway; phospholipase C-activating G protein-coupled receptor signaling pathway. Gene Ontology annotation, cellular component: membrane. Gene Ontology annotation, molecular function: thrombin-activated receptor activity. The transcript is spliced from 2 exons.
CGGGACCCGCAGGAAGUGGGAGGCGGGCGGCAAACCUCGCCAGCGCCGAGGCUCCGGCGGCGCGCCGGGGGGCGCCCUUCCCCGCCUGGGGGCGUCCUUCCCAGCGCGCGCCCGCCGGCCCCGCCCCCGCCCGCUGCUGGCCGCCUGGGGACACAGGCGCGCCGAGUGGUCCCAGUCGCCUGCUUCUGCUCUCUCGCAGCCCCGCGCUCCGCCGGCCAGAGCCGACCGGCUGCAGGAUCCCGCGCAAGUGAGGAGAGAAAAGUCGAGCCGAGUAGCCCGAGGCGGGGACAGCCUCCCGGAGCGGCGCAGCGCGGAGACUCGGGACAAUGGGGCCGCGGCGGCUGCUGCUCGUCGCCGCUGGCCUCAGUCUGUGCGGCCCACUGCUGUCUGCCCGCACCCGGGCCAGCAAGCCAGAGUUAAAAGCAACAAAUGGUACUGUGGACCCCCGGUCGUUUCUUCUGAGAAAUCUCAAUGAUAGAUACGAACCGCUCCCACUGGGCGAGGAGGAGGAGAAAAAUGGAAGUGUAUUAAUGGAAGCCAGAUCCGUCUCCACCAAUGAAAGCGGUCCUCCUCGGAAACCGCCCCCUGUGUUCAUCUCAGAGGAUGCCUCCAGAUAUCUGACCAGCCCCUGGCUCACGCUCUUUGUCCCCUCCGUCUACACGGGCGUGUUUGUAGUCAGCCUCCCGCUAAACAUCAUGGCUGUUGUUGUGUUCCUCUUGAAAAUGAAGGUCAAGAAGCCGGCUGUGGUGUACAUGCUGCACCUGGCCACAGCCGAUGUGCUGUUUGUGUCCCUGCUCCCCUUCAAGAUCAGCUAUUACUUUUCUGGCAGCAAUUGGCAGUUUGGGUCUGCAGCAUGUCGCCUCGUCACGGCAGCAUUCUACUGUAACAUGUACGCCUCCAUCAUGCUCAUGACAGUCAUCAGCAUUGACCGUUUCCUGGCUGUGGUGUACCCCAUCCAGUCCCUGUCCUGGCGCACUCUGGGGAGGGCGUAUGUCACGUGUCUGGCCAUCUGGGCUAUGGCCAUUGUGGGGGUGGUGCCUCUUCUGCUCAAGGAGCAAACGAGUCAGGUGCCGGGGCUCAACGUCACCACCUGUCACGAUGUGCUCAACGAAACCCUCCUCGAAGGCUAUUACGCCUAUUACUUCUCAGCCUUCUCUGCCGUCUUCUUCUUUGUGCCCUUGACCAUUUCCACAGUCUGUUAUGUGUCUAUCAUUCGCUGUCUCAGCUCCUCCACGGUUGCCAACCGCAGCAAGAAGUCCCGGGCUUUGUUCUUGUCAGCUGCUGUUUUCUGCAUCUUCAUCCUCUGCUUCGGGCCCACGAACGUCCUCCUGAUCAUACAUUACUCGUUCCUUUCUCGUGAUUCCUCUACAGAGGCUGCCUACUUCGCCUACCUCCUCUGCGUCUGUGUCAGCAGCAUCAGCUGUUGCCUUGAUCCCUUGAUUUACUAUUAUGCUUCCUCGGAGUGCCAGAGACACCUCUACAGCAUCCUGUGCUGCAAAGAGAGCUCCAGCGCCAGCAGCUACAACAGCAGUGGGCAGCUGAUGGCAAGUAAGAUGGACACCUGCUCCAGUAACCUGAAUAACAGCAUAUACAAAAAGCUGUUAACUUAGGAAAAGGGACCACUGGUCGGUGAAAGAGAAAAGGUUAGAAAAGUGCAUAACCUGAGGAUUCUAUUAGUACCUGCCAAAACUAUACUUGCUUCACCACCUAAAACAGCAGUGUAUGGUUUGUAGCCCUGCUUCUUAUGCCAGCCAUCAAGCAUGUAUUUUUGUUAGUCAUCAGAAAAGGCAACAAGGAUAGAAGACAAUGCUGUUCCAAGGGAAUAUUGCUGAUGCUCUGUUAAUAACUGAAUGUCACUUCUUGAUAUAUCUGGGUGACUUAUUAUAUACAUAUAUACCUAUGCACACACACGUAUUAUUCAGUGUGGUAUAGAAUAGGCACUUUGAAACCUCUUUUUUCCACUAGUGAUUAUGGUAAUGAUCUCCAGUUCUCUGAUUUUACAUGCAGUCUAGGUUGGUGAAGUUUAGCCCUGGACAUCCUAAGGUGUCCAUCAGUAGUGAGGGGUUUCAUGGAUGGGACUCAUACAGCUUUUGCAAAUAAGUGUAUUCUGAAAUUGUUUGACGGCAAUGUUUAAGUUAUUGAGGGAUAAGACUUAGUACAUGCUAUCUGUGUAUAGAAAAAAAGUGUUUUAAACAUAUCGAAGUUUGAAUUCUUUUUUUAGAACUUUUUUUUUUUUUUUGGAUUUUGGCCGGGGCUAGGUUUGAACCCGCCACCUCUGGCAUAUGGGACCGGCGCCCUACUCCUUGAGCCACAGGCGCCACCCGAAGUUUGAAUUCUUAAAAUUAUUGAAACUCUUUAAUCUUUAAUUGAAAGAUUAAAAACUCUCACUUUGAUAUGGGUAGCAAUUUUGAUGUUUUACACAGUGUGUCCGUAAACUGAGACUGAGCAUAAAUGCCACUAGUGACCCUCGGCUGGCGUUCAGAGUGGCCCACCCCAAGAGCUGCA